GGAGGGGUCUGCGCCGGUGCUAAUUGGCCUGGGCGGCAGCCCCGCCCGCGAGUGGCGGGCGGUCACGUGACGCGACGGCUGGGGGCUCCCGGCGCGGGGGACGCUGGUGGCCAAGAUGGCGGCAGAGCUGGUGGAGGCUAAAAACAUGGUGAUGAGUUUUCGAGUCUCCGACCUUCAGAUGCUCUUGGGUUUUGUUGGCCGGAGUAAAAGUGGACUGAAGCACGAACUCGUCACCAGGGCCCUGCAGCUGGUCCAGUUUGACUGUAGCCCCGAGCUGUUCAAGAAGAUCAAGGAGCUGUACGAGACCCGCUACGCCAAGAAGAACUCAGAACCUGUCCCUCAGCCCCACCGGCCUCUGGACCCCCUGACCAUGCACUCCACCUAUGACCGGGCUGGUGCGGUACCCAGGACUCCACUGUCAGGCCCCAAUAUUGACUAUCCCGUGCUCUACGGGAAGUACUUAAAUGGACUUGGACGGUUGCCUGCUAAGACCCUUAAACCAGAAGUCCGCCUGGUGAAACUGCCCUUCUUUAAUAUGCUGGAUGAAUUGCUGAAACCAACCGAGCUAGUCCCACAGAGUAAUGAGAAGCUUCAGGAGAGCCCAUGCAUCUUUGCCCUGACGCCCAGGCAGGUGGAGCUGAUCCGGAACUCCAGGGAGGCAGCCCUCCGCAGUGGCCCCACAGAUGUCCCUGUCUCCCCAGGGCCUGCGCCUCAGUCUCCCAGCUGGAGGUGGGGCAGCCCUGCCCAGAGAACUGCAGCCUGGAGUGAAAGCUGUGCAGGUCGUCCUGAGGCCUGCUGUCCAGCCCUCAUGAGUGUCCUCCCUGGAAGUAUUGCAAACACCCUCUCCCCCCGCCAGAGGCCCCACAGCCCCUCUUGUUGCAGAAUCUGUUACUCAGACACCAGCUGCCCCCAGGAAGACCAAUACCCGCCCAACAUCGCUGUGAAAGUCAACCACAGCUACUGCUCAGUCCCGGGCUACUACCCCUCAAACAAGCCUGGAGUGGAGCCCAAGAGACCCUGCCGCCCCAUCAACCUUACCCACCUCAUGUACCUAUCCUCUGCCACCAAUCGUAUCACCGUCACCUGGGGAAACUAUGGCAAGAGCUACUCAGUGGCCCUGUACCUGGUACGGCAGCUGACCUCGUCAGAGCUACUGCAGAGGUUGAAGACCAUCGGGGUGAAGCACCCAGAGCUUUGCAAGGCACUAGUCAAGGAGAAGCUGCGCCUUGACCCCGACAGUGAGAUUGCAACCACUGGCGUGCGGGUCUCCCUCAUCUGCCCGCUGGUGAAGAUGCGGCUCUCUGUGCCCUGCCGGGCAGAGACCUGCGCCCACCUGCAGUGCUUCGACGCAGUCUUCUACCUACAGAUGAAUGAGAAGAAGCCCACCUGGAUGUGCCCGGUAUGCGACAAGCCGGCACCAUAUGACCAGCUCAUCAUUGAUGGGCUCCUCUCGAAGAUCCUGAGCGAGUGUGAGGACGCUGAUGAGAUCGAGUACCUGGUAGAUGGCUCGUGGUGCCCGAUCCGUGCUGAGAAGGAGCGCAGCUGCAGCCCCCAGGGCCCCAUCCUUGUCCUGGGCACCUCGGAUGCCAGCGGUCUCCUGCCCGCCCCCAGCAUCAACGGGAACAGCACCAUGGGUGGCACAGGUGGUAGCAGUGGCUCAGUCAGUGGCACUGAGAACGGGAAGCCAGGAGCAGAUGUGGUGGACCUAACGCUGGACAGCUCAUCAUCCUCAGAGGAGGAGGAGGAGGAGGAAGAUGAAGAAGAAGAAGAGGAUGAGGAAGGCCCCCGGCCCAAGCGCCGCUGCCCCUUUCAGAAGGGCCUGGUGCCGGCCUGCUGACCGCCGGCUGUUGGACACUCAACUUUCCUGGUGCUCACCACAGAGGGGGCGCAGGCCGGCCUUGGUGCAGAGGGGAGGAGUGGUUUUUCUUUUUUUUUCUUUUUACUGUCGUUCAUUUUGUUUUUCCACCCCUUUCCCUGGCUCCUGGCACCUGUACCUCUGGACUCUCCUAUCUGGGGAUUAAAAAAAAGUAAAAUGACAAAAAAAAAAGGUACAAAAAA
Messenger RNA from Nycticebus coucang (slow loris), 2058 nucleotides. It is a transcript of the gene PIAS4, whose product is annotated as protein inhibitor of activated STAT 4. The record is from RefSeq and is a predicted model, not a curated record. Gene Ontology annotation, molecular function: transcription coregulator activity; SUMO ligase activity; zinc ion binding. The coding region runs from base 116 to 1837 and encodes 573 amino acids. Lineage: Eukaryota; Metazoa; Chordata; Mammalia; Primates; Lorisidae. Gene Ontology annotation, biological process: protein sumoylation; regulation of transcription by RNA polymerase II. The transcript has 12 exons.